AGAAGCUGACUACUGGUGGCUGUCAAGUGGCCUGGGCACCUAGUUCUUUACGAAGUUUCCUGGGUGAGAAGUGAAGCUGUGCCUGUCUAUGGGUCAUACUCACCAGUGGGAUAUCCAUUAACUAGUUCCAUUAGAACCUUACAUAGGGGAGAGCCACUUGGGCCAGCAAGCAGGGGAGAGGUGGCUGGUGGUACUGUGCCCACCUGGUACUCAUUGAGGGUUGACCCACUGGGUACUUGGGAGGAAAGCUUGAGUGGUCUGAUGACACAGGGGAUGUAGAAUGAGGAUUGUGAAGUCACAGAGGAAGUGAGAUGCUACAGCCAGGGCUCUGGGGUUGGCUGCCUGGCAAGUGGAAAGGUAUCACCCAGGCAGACCAGUACUUUCUUCCCGUGGAAGGGAGACUGUGGGAUCAGCAGGGCACAUCUGGUGCCCAUGUUGGACUGAUGAAUCGGAUGCAGAGGCCUCCAUGGCUGUGAUAAGCCUUCUGUUCUUGGCAGUGAUGUAUGUGGUUCACCACCCCUUGAUGGUCAGUGACCGGAUGGAUCUGGACACACUAGCCAGAAGUCGGCAACUGGAAAAGCGGAUGAGUGAGGAGAUGCGGCACUUAGAGAAGGAGUUUGAAGAGAGGAGGAGAGUAGCUGAACAGAAGCAGAAGGCAGAGAACUUCUGGAGAGGAGACACAUCUGGUGACCAGUUAAUUCUGGGAAAGAAAGACACAGGGUGGCCAUUCGAGGCUCCUAGCCAGGAGGGUCCUAUGAACUGGAUGCUGGGAAACCUGUGGAAUGCUGGCCUCUUUUGCCUUUUCCUCAUUUUUGAGUUCCUGCGUCAGAACAUACAGCACGAGCCAGCCUUUGAUUCCAGCAGUGACGAUGAUGAUGAGGAAGUCCAUGUUAUGCCUGUCACCUCCUAUAACUGGCUCACUGAUUUCCCUUCACAGGAGGCCCUGGAAUCCUUUCAUAAACACUGUGUCCAGAAUGCCACCCGGGACUUGCCCUGCACCUGUGAGUUUGUAGAGAGCUUUGUGGAUGAUCUCCUUGAAGCCUGUCGGGUGCUCAGUCGUCGAGAGGCUCACCCACAGUUGGAGGAUUGUCUGGGCAUUGGGGCUGCCUUUGAGAAAUGGGGAACUCCCCAAGAGACCCAGAAAUUUGAUGUCCUGGUACCCAUCCUUCCCCCACAGGGCACUAUGUUUGUGUUGGAGAUGAGGGAUCCAGCCCUUGGCCGCCGCUGUGGCAGUGUGUUAGUGGAGUCAGAAUGUGUGUGUAAGCGUGAGAAGCUUCUGGGGGAUGUGCUGUGCCUAGUGCACCAUCACAGGGACCACUCAACCGUCUUGGGCAAAUGUAGCAACUCCAUUAAGGCAGCUCUCUGCACUAACUCCCACCUGGAUGUGUGCAAGACUAUACAGUGGUUCCGGAACAUGGUGGGUAAUGCCUGGGCCCUUGUUGCACACAAGUAUGACUUUAAGCUCACCCUCCCACCAUCGUCCACCUCCUGCAACCUCAGGCUGGACUACCGCUCGGGCCGCUUUCUCUCAAUUCACUUGCUCCUGGGUGUGCAACGUGAAGACACCUUGGUCUAUCUGGUAAGUCAUUCCCCUGAUCAGGAACAGCUUACCAGUGUGGACUGGCCUGAGUCCUUUGCCGCUUGUGAGCACUUGUUCCUGAAAUUGGUGGGGCGUUUUGCUCCAGAGAACACCUGCCACCUCAAGUGCCUUCAGAUCAUACUGAGUCUUCAGGAUGUGCAGAACUUACCCCAGGGAGCAUCCCGUCCCAUCCUCACCUCUUACCACUUCAAGACAGCCCUCAUGCACCUGUUGCUACGGCUGCCCCUAACAGACUGGCAGCAGGAUAUGCUUUCCCAGCGGCUCCAGGACCUCCUCUGGUUCUUGGGCCGUGGCCUCCAGCAAAGAUCCCUCCAUCAUUUCCUCAUUGGUAACAACUUCCUGCCCCUGACCAUCCCAAUCCCUAAGACAUUUCGGAAUGCUGAGCCAGUCAAUCUCUUCCAGCACCUGGUGCUAAACCCCUUGGCACAUUCACAGGCAGUGGAAGAGUUCCACAACCUUCUCACCAAGGUGAAAACUUUACCCGGUGGUCCACUGGCUGGAGCACAUUAAUGUGAAGGCCAUUAAAAAAGGGGAGAAGGCAUUUCUGCUUUUUUUUCAGGCUGCAAAAGUUUGUUUUCCAGAUAUAUCAGUGGCAUAUCUGACUUUCAUCUUGCCAAUAGCAGCUAUGAGAGAUUAAAAUACUUUAAGGAGUACAGGAAGUAAUCAUGUGGAAAGGGCUGAAUCUGCAGGGUCAAAUCUAGGGUUGGUCUUCUGAAGUCUUUUUUUAUUUAACUUUCAUUUUGAUCCAGAAGGGGCUCAGGUAAGCAGAUAUAGCAGGAUCUUUAUAAAAUGGGGGGGGGGGGAGCACGAGGGAAGGGGCUAUGAAGGUGUGUUUUAUAUCAACACUGGAAGCAAAAGAGAACCAGAGAAUACCUCCAUUCUGACUUAUCCUGCCAUUCCAAUCCCCAACCCAAAGCUGGGUUAGGGUUCUUGCAUGCACAGUUUCAUUGCCCAGCUUUCACUGACCAACUUCUCUUUCUCUUUCUCUCUCGUUUCCAGAGUUAUUGCUGGGGUUGGGGCUUGGUGCUGGCACUACAAAUCCAUUGCUCCUCGCAGUCAUUUUUUCUAUUUUAUUGGAUAGGACAGAAAGAAAUUGAGAGAGGAAGAGAGAAUGACAGAUAUCUACAGGCCUGCGUUGCUGCAUGUGAAGCAUUCCCACUGCAGGUGGAGAGCGGAGGGCUCGAACCUGGAUCCUUGUGCAGGUUCUUAUGCAUAGUACUAUGUACUAUGCGUUUAACCGGGUAUGCUACUGCUCUGCCCCCUCUCUAUUUUAUUUUAUUAUUGACUAGAAACAAAUUGAGAGGAGGGGGGAGAUAAAGAGGAAAAGAGACAGAGAGACACCUGCAGCCCUGCUUUACCACUCAUGAAGCUUUCCUCCUGCAGGUGGGGACCAGGGGCUUUAACCUGAGUCCUUGAGACUAUACUAUGAGCACUUAACCAGGUAUGCCACCGCCUGCCCCCCUUUUUUUACAUUCAGAAAGAGAUAGAGGGAGACAGAGGGAGAGAAAGAUACCACAGUACCAAAACUUCUCCCAGUGCCUCGGUACUAUUUGGUUCCAAAUUCAAACCUAGGGCAUGCACACGGCAAGGCAUGGACCCUGUCUCAUGAGCUGUUUCUCCAACUUCCUAACACUCCCUUAUGUGAAUGAUUCCAAGUACAUGCUGUACUGUUUCAUUAUUCACAUUCAAACUAAUAGCACUCUUUUUCUUAGACCAAAUACUGUGAUGACAACUUCCUGUAUUUAAGAGAUAUAAUUCUUGCGCACGUGGCACAAAGUGUAAGGACUGGCAGUAGGAUCCUUGUUCGAGCCCUGGCUCCCCACCUGCAAGGGAUUCACUUCACAGGCGGUGAAGCAGGUCUGCAGGUCUCUAUCUUUCUCUCCCCCUCUCUGUCUUUCCCUCCUCUCUCCAUUUCUCUCUGUCCUGUCCAACAACAACACCAAUAACAACAACAAUAAUAACUACAACAAUAAAAUAAGGGCAACAAAAGGGAAUAAAUAAAUAUUAAAAAAACAUUGUGAAAAAAAGAUAUAAUUCUCAGAUCUAUACUGUUUAAAGAUAUAGCUAAGAUGUUUAUUUUCCAUUUUAGUCUAUUUCUAUUUUCAUAAGACAUGACUUUUUUAAAUGCAUCUGAAGACUCAAUACUACUCAAGUAAUUUAUUAGCAAUGCUUUGUAAAUAUUGUCAGUUGUGACCUACUUCAAUCAAAAUAAUGUAUUUCUUAUAACAAAAUAGCCAAUAUCUGGUGACCUGGAAGUACCAAUGUGAAGUCCUUAAAUCAUGGUCUUUUUGGGGAUCUCUUCCAUAAAUGAUUACAACUUUUGAGGGAAGCCAUUUGUGGAAAAAAAAUUAUCUACUAUGUUGUUUCUCAGUCUGUAUUUUCUUUUCAAAGAUGAUAAAGGGGUUAUUUGAACUAUGUGGUUUUGCAAAGUAGGGCCAUCACAGUCUAGGCUCAGUGCCAGGUUGGACAGGAAAGGACUGUAAAGCAUAACAAAGUCAGGAUUCUAGAGAUAUGAUUGGCUUAUUUUCCCCUUCUUCCAAAACCUUGAGCAGGAGUGUUAAGAAAUGUGACUACAGUUGAGGGCGUGGUUGUUUUGGACAUACCAAUACUGUUCCUACCCAGCAUUGUAGGAAGAUCCACUGGGGAGGUGAACCUGGCCUGACAUUUAACUUGACCUUAGUGGGAAUCAGAUGCUUGUCUUUAUGGGCUUUUGCUCCACCUCAGCAAAAGUAAAUCGCAAGUAUCCCAGAAUUUGAUGCCAAUUAAUACUUGGAACUCCUACUGUAUAGUAGUUGCUGGAUUCCCAUGUGACUUGCUGAUAUCUGCCAGAUGUUACCUUUUAAGUUAAGGUGCAAUGAUGGUAGUUCUUUGUGGAAUUUGAUACUUGAAAACAUCCAUGUGCUUUUUUACUUAGGAAAUAUUUUGGUGAUGUCUUUGUUCCACAUUAAUAAAGGAAGCUGUUUUUCUGUA
Erinaceus europaeus (western European hedgehog) is the source of this 4570-nucleotide messenger RNA. RefSeq names its product ITPRIP like 1 (gene ITPRIPL1). NCBI's taxonomy places the organism in Eukaryota, Metazoa, Chordata, Mammalia, Eulipotyphla, Erinaceidae. The record is from RefSeq and is a predicted model, not a curated record. Gene Ontology annotation, cellular component: membrane. The coding region runs from base 467 to 2110 and encodes 547 amino acids. The transcript has 2 exons.